This is a messenger RNA of Daldinia childiae, 1227 nucleotides long. RefSeq lists its product as uncharacterized. The transcript has a single exon. NCBI's taxonomy places the organism in Eukaryota, Fungi, Ascomycota, Sordariomycetes, Xylariales, Hypoxylaceae. Bases 1 to 1227 code for a protein of 408 amino acids. The record is from RefSeq and is a predicted model, not a curated record.
AUGGACGACCAAUUCAACGGACGUACCGAUGACGAUCUGUUUGCAGACGAGUUCGAACCUGUCGACACCCGAGAAAACGAGCCAGAGACGAAAAAUGAACCAAGCGCUCCCCCGGUAGUUGAGGAUCAAUUACCGUCUGCGAAUUCCGAACAGCUUAACACAGUAGCAGUUCAACCUACUCCAACCCCUCAUACGCCUCGAUCUCUCAAUCAAUCGCGACAUGCAAAGCAGCCUCCGUCGUCCUCACAUCAUCAAUCGCGACCGCGCAAGCACUCACCAAAACCCGCAGCGGUAGAUUCUCAGCAGCAGCAGCAGCAGCAACAGGAACAACAACCGCAACAACAGGAUUCUCCAGCUAAAAGUACCAGUAGUAGUGGGGGCGGGGGUAGCGACAAGAAAGCGCAAGCGGCGACUGUGAAGCUCGGGCAGAAUACGGCGCUCGCAGACCGGCUGGCAUCCGGCGCAAAUCCUCGUCAGAAGCUGACCGAAUCCGAGCUCGCGAGUAAGAUGGAACAGAUGCGAAUCUUAAAUGCGGAGAAGACGCGCCGAUUUGAGCAAGCAGAGCGCGAUAGUCGCUCACACGCCAUCGCUUAUGAGAAAGGCAUGGAAGAGGCGCGGCGUCGUCGGGCCGAGGAAGCAGAGCGACGUCGCAGAGGUGAGGAAGAGAGGCGCCGUAUGGACGACGAGCGCGCCGCAAAUCGCGAGCGGAAACUCAAGGCUAUGGGCGCCAAGGAAGGUGGCAGCUGGGACGAGGGUAAUAACCUCGAAGAAGAGAGAGAUAGAAGGGCCGGCUUCCGGAGCGCAAACGGUGGUAUUCGUGGCGCACGUAACAACGGUGGCAUAGCUGGGAGUAGAUUUGCGGAGAGGGAUAAUGACGCAAUCCCUAGAGAGUUUGGCCCCGACGAUUUUAGAGGAAGAGGGCGUGGUGGACGCGGCAGGGGAGGUUCGACUAGAGGCGGUGGUAGAGGAGGUAGAGGAGGCUUCAAUCAUGACGGCGAAAGGGGUAGCGCCUAUAAGACGUCAGGGACAACGGCGACACAAAAUGGCAACAAACCCCCAUCACAAAAAGCGGCACAAGCUCCUCCCACCGCAGAGGACUUUCCGGCUUUGCCAGCAGCCAAGAAGCUAGAUACGACGAAUUCUCCUAUCCCAUUACCUGAGCUUAAUUCGCCGAUUGGAAAAUGGGAUGAUGAGAUGGCCGCUCUAGACGUUAAGUCUGGAGCUUAA